UUACUGCCAGUGUAGCCCUGUUACGGGCAUCGAGUACAAGUGCAUGCCAACAACAAUGCGCGCAUUGUGCAUUUGUUUUUCGCUUUAAAAUAACUAUAGAAAUUAUAUAAAUCGUGCGUGUACACUAUAUGCAAAGUGGCUGUAAAGUGCAUAUAAAAGGGAGUAAUAAUGUGUGCUACAAGACAACAGUAUUAAUCAGCGAAAAGCAAACAAAAAGUGAAUCAGAACACUCGCACACAUACACAAAGCAAAGCGUAUACUAGCACACACAUACAUACACCUGCAACCCGUAACACCCGCUCGCUCUGAAACCAGAAAUAAGUGCAAGUGAAGCAGCAGAGACGGCCACAAACAGACAGCAGAAGCAAUUGGGGAAAAAUAGCUGCAGCAAAGCAGAAAGAAAGGGAACAAACGUGACAACGAGAAGCAAAAGUGGAAGUGCAGCUCCACCCCCAAUUUGGUACUGCAGCAGCAGCAGCAGCAACAACAGCCACAUUCGAGCCAUGGCGAAGCUCUAUCAACAAUAAAACAACAGCAACAACAACAACAACAACAACAACAACAACGAAGCGCACGCUUCGCUGCCCUCGCGACAGCAUUUCAAGCUUCGUCGGCGCUGCGUUGCGUUUGGAAAUAAUUAGACUCCACUUUAGUAGCAAUUUUCUGGCAGCAGCAACAAGAACAACAAAAAAUCGAAAACAAAAAUUAAUUAAUUCCGUACAUACAAAAUGGAGCUGAAAGUUUGGGUUGAGGGCAUACAGCGUAUUGUUUGUGGUGUAACGGUAAAUACUACCUGUCAGGAUGUCGUUUUUGCCUUGGCUCAUGCCACAGGCAAAGUGGGUCGCUUUACGCUAAUCGAACGCUGGCGUAAUAAUGAGCGACAUCUGGCACCAAAUGAGAAUCCGAUGAAGCUGUUGUUAAAAUGGGGCGAGUAUGCAAAUGAUGUGCAAUUUAUAUUGCAGCGAUCCGAGAACAAGCAACAGCAGCAGCAACUGCCCACACCACAGCAGCAACAACAACAGCAGCAACCACAACAGCAGCAACAACUUCAGCAGCAGCAGCAGCCUAAUAGCAAUUAUGCAGUCAUGACUACUAAAAAGCCGCUUGGCCCCAGCAAUAACAACAACAAUUGUAUUGAGAGCAAAUUGCCGCCGCCGCCCACAUUGCAAAAACAAAAGUCAAGUGUAGAGCUGGGCUAUCGAACAAAAGAGCUGAAAAAAAGUUUUGGCGGCUAUGAUGCCAAACAAUUCGACAACAUUGGCAUAGUUAAAGGCAUACCACAGCAGCAGCACCAACUACAGCAGCAACUUACGCAGCAACAGCAACCACUGCUACUGCCAUCAAGCAAAGCGGUGCCAUUACUGCCUAAGCAUGAGAAAUCGUUGUCGAAUCCAUUAGAGAUGAGUAGUAGUAGUAGCAAUGCGAACGCUUCAAAUGAUUACAGCGAUUUCUUUAAUAAUAAUAACAACAACAAUAGUAAUGGCAACAACAAUAAUAAUCAAAACAUUUACAGUCAGCUGAGCAAAUCCAGCAAUGAACUGCGACGCGCUAGUCCGAAUGAAUAUAACAACAACAAUAGCAACGAGCAUCUAUGCGAUAUUUAUGUCAAUAGCAACAUUAGCAACAACAACAAUAACAACUCUCCAGAGCUGUACAAGCAAACGCCCACAAUUUCGUCAAAUGGUGCUCUAGUGCCGCCGCCUUACCGUGAUCCUCCGCCACCUCGUAACAGUCCCAUGUGCCAGAUGCCACGCUUGCCACCCAGCAGCAGUGCUGCUGAGACCAUAUCAAAUACAUCCUCUACAACAAAUCCAUUCCUCAGCGACUACGAGCCGCACAAUAACAAUAACAACAACAACACCAAUAAUAAUAACAAUGGGAACAAUCAGUGCAUGGAUGAUGGCGAGAGCAUGUUCCAGGCCACGCAAUAUAAUGAUCUAUUGCAGUUAAUCAAGUUUCAGCGCGAGAAAAUUACCGCACAGCAAUUAGAGCUGCAAAAGUUUGAUACGGAAAUAGUUUUUCUGGAGAGCAGAGAGCGAGAUCAUGCGAUUGAAUUAGAAGUUAUUUCAAGAGAAAUAUCCAAGGCGGAUCAAAUAUUUCGUCAAGGUAGCGAACAGUUGCAAACACUACAGUACGUUGAGGAAGAGAACGAGCUGGUCAAACAGCAGGAGAAGACACUAAAGUCAGAAAUCGCUUUGUUACGCUCCAAGCUGGCCAAUUGUGAGACGGAACUGCUGCAGUGCAAGAACAAAAUGCGUUUGCUUAUGGACGACAUUGAGCUGGAGCAGCAACAACAGAGCAACAGACAAACUGUGGAACGUGACUUUCUUAUGGAAAUGAAGCGAAUACAAAGUGAUAUUGAUCAGGCACUUCACAACACAGACACAUCGAAUAAAACGGCUGAUAAUCUCAAAAAAGAGCUGCUCAUGAUUGAGCACGCCAUUGCCGAGAAGAAGCGGCAGGUAGAGCAACUUGUAAACGAAAUGAAAGAAGUGAAUCUGCAAAGUCUGACUGUAACCACCACCGAGGAGAUCAAGCAUCUGCUUGAAGGGCCCAACAAACAAGGCAGUAGUCGUCGCAUAAUAGGAUCACCACGACAGUUGGAGACGGCUGUGCCCACAAGCAAGAACCCUCACGGCGUUUGGGUCUAAGAAACAGCGUAAUAUUUAAAUGCAACGAAAUAUUUUUUUACACUCAAGCAACUUGGGGGAACAAAAGAUGAGGAAAUGCUUUACAUAUCUAGUAUGCAUAGAGCAAGAACUCUAUAUCACAAUAUUUGCAAAAGACACAAAUUUACAACGAUAACGUGCAUAUAUUUUCUUCUUAUAAAAAAAUAAUUAAAUCAAAACAAAAAUACGUUAUGGAUCUCUUCAAGCAAUGUUAAUUGUUACAGAUAUUUAGACACAAUCGCCACAAUAAUAAUUUAUUAGUG
This is a messenger RNA of Drosophila hydei, 2932 nucleotides long. RefSeq lists its product as uncharacterized. Lineage: Eukaryota; Metazoa; Arthropoda; Insecta; Diptera; Drosophilidae. Bases 729 to 2651 code for a protein of 640 amino acids. The record is from RefSeq and is a predicted model, not a curated record. The transcript has 5 exons. Gene Ontology annotation, biological process: signal transduction.